GGAGGAGGAGAGGGGGGGUAAUCCUACCUCUGCGCACCAAGCCGAUAGAGAAAAAGGGGAGAGAGAGUCGACUGCACCCUCUCUACCUGGUAGCUCCCCGACCCCGGGCAGCAUGAACCUCGAGGCUGGCCUACACGGGCUGCACCAGGGGAGCUCGGACGUCUAGUGGAUGGGCUAGAUCGGUCAGCACGCUGCAGAGCUCAAAGGGGGGCUUUCUGCUGAGGCCUGCCUCUCGGUGCCUCCUUAACACUUUUAGUCGUUUAAGUGUAAGCCCCCCUACUUAUUCUUCUGGUUGUUUUUUUUCUUCUCCCGGCGUUGUUUUUUAUUUUUUAUUUUCAUGUCAAGUCAAGAGGCAAUCAUGUCUGGUUGCGACUGAGUGGAACAGGUUCCUGUAAACCCGGGCAGUUUCCCACUCCCUGCAUAGUAGCACAUGGAUUUCAAGACUUCAAAUGAAGAGUUUGAUUCCCUGCAGACAAAGACUGGGAUUUAUUUGCUGCAAGAAUGUAAUGAAGAGCCGUUCAACAUUCGACUGCACUUGGCCAGAGACAUUCUGACGAUCCAGGAGCAAGAUGUCAUCUGCGUGUCCGGAGAUCCCUUCUACUCCAGUGAGAGGACUGUGACCAUACGCAGACAGGCGAUCGGAGGGUUUGGCCUGAGCAUCAAGGGUGGGGCAGAGCAUAAGAUCCCAGUUGUGAUAUCCAAAAUAUCGAAAGAGCAAAAAGCUGAACUCUCCGGCCUCCUCUUCAUCGGCGAUGGCAUUCUGCAGAUAAACGGAAUCAACGUCAGAAGCUACCGCCACGAGGAAGUGGUCCAGGUUUUGAGAAAUGCCGGCGAAGAGGUGACACUCACUGUCUCCUUCCUCAAGAAGACCCCGGCCUUUCUCAAAUUGCCCCUCUGUGAAGAUUGCACAUGUAUUCCCAGUGACCAGAGCAGUGGCACAUCCUCCCCUCUCUGCGACAGCGGCCUUCAUCUAAACUACCAUCCCAACAACACGGACACUCUGUCGUGCUCCUCCUGGCCAACGUCACCGGGGCUCCGAUGGGAGAAGAGGUGGGUGGACCUCCGUCUCAUCCCGCUGCUCCACUCCCGUCUGUCGCACCACCUCCCGGGCUCCGACGUCUGCAGGAAAAAUGCCUUUCAAGUGAUAGCGGUGGACGGGGUCUGCAGCGGGGUCAUUCAGUGUCCUACAACCGAGGACGGCGUGGACUGGCUCCAAGCCCUCGCAAACAGUAUCUCCAACCUCACCAAGCACAAUGUGAAGAAGACUAACCGCAAUUUCCCCGUCAACCAACAGAUCGUCUACAUGGGCUGGGUGGAUGAGAAGGAGCUCGACUCGGUUCAGGAUCGAAUGUACACGCCUAAGUUCCUAGCCUUGAGGGGAUCCUCGCUCUUCAAGUUCUCUGCUCCUCCGGUUACAACAUGGGACUGGACACGAGCCGAGAAGAGCUUCACUGUGUAUGAAAUCAUGUGCAAGGUUUUAAAGGAUAACGACCUUCUGGACAAGAGGAAGCACUGCUUCAGCGUUCAGACGGAGAGCGGAGAGGACCUGUUUUACAGCGUCGAGCUGGAGUGUGAACUGCUCACCUGGGAGAAGGCUUUUCAGAUGGCCACAUUCCUGGAGGUGGAGAGAAUACAGUGUAAAACAUACGCCUGCAUCAUGGAGAGCCACCUCAUGGGCCUCACCGUGGACUUCAGCAUGGGCUUCGUCUGCUUCGACGCUGCCUCCAAGGCAGUGCUCUGGAGGUACAAGUUCUCCCAGCUCAAAGGCUCGUCCGACGACGGCAAAAGCAAGAUCAAGUUCCUGUUCCAAAACCAAGACUCGAAAGCUAUCGAAGCCAAGGAGCUGGAAUUCUCAAACCUCUUCGCCGUGCUCCACUGCAUCCACGCCUUCUUCGCGGCCAAGGUGGCGUGCCUGGACCCCAUGUUCGUGGAGAGCCACGCCACGGCGGCGAUGGGCUCCGGCCUCUCCUCGCUCGCCACCAUCUCCUGUAACUCGCAGCAGUCGUCCAAACUCAAGUACGCCACUUGACAGGCGGCACCGCAGCCUCCUACCCCCUCUAUCUACCCGUCCACCCCUGCUUUCUAAGACACUGCACUUAUUCCCCCCCCCCCCCUCCCACGGACAUGAGGGGAAUGAGACGGCCCGCUCUAUGGUGACGGGGGAAAUAUACCGAUGAAUUAUAUAUCUCAUAGUGGAGUUAUUUUAAUGAGAGACUUUAUCCUCUCUGGAUAUAAAAUGACACUCUUUCCUCUCGAGAGAACACUUCCUGCGGCUGGAGUUUCCUCGCGGACCUACGCAUCAAAGUGGACGCUGAAUAACUGUGUGUCUCGCACUGGGAAGUGUGAUUUUUCUAUGUUUCUCCAUCCUGCUUUUUAUCACUGUGUUCCCCCGGUGGAGAUGUGUCUCUAUCUAUGGUUUCACUGCUUGUAUGCUUGUAGAUGAAAUAUGUAGCUUUACAUACUUGCCAGACUAAAUUAAUUGAAUGUUUGUUCUUGGAAUCACAUUGUGAAAUGCAGGUAUUAUAAUGUGUUCUCUUUGUGUUGCGUUUGUUGCUUCCAGCGAAAUCAAAAAGCUAAUUUUCUUAUGCAACAUCCUUUUAAAUUUAUAGAAAGUCUAUAUAGAAACAAUUAAAUUAGAGGUUCAGUAUUUAGAUGCCAAAAUCAAUCGCUUCUUUCUCGUUCAAAACAACAAUUCAUCUAAAUAAUGACCACAAUGUUCUGACUUGGUUUUCAAUUAGACUUGUUUCCAAUUGGUUGUUUAUCAAGGGCGUGUAAGCUUACAAUGAAGAACUUUUAACUAUGAUUUCACACUCAAAUGAACAUCAAAGUUAAAUUCUAUCCCAUUCAUCAUC
Messenger RNA from Gadus morhua (Atlantic cod), 2852 nucleotides. It is a transcript of the gene sntg1, whose product is annotated as syntrophin, gamma 1. NCBI's taxonomy places the organism in Eukaryota, Metazoa, Chordata, Actinopteri, Gadiformes, Gadidae. The record is from RefSeq and is a predicted model, not a curated record. The transcript is spliced from 18 exons. Gene Ontology annotation, molecular function: structural molecule activity; protein binding. The coding region runs from base 431 to 2029 and encodes 532 amino acids. Gene Ontology annotation, cellular component: dystrophin-associated glycoprotein complex; intracellular anatomical structure.